Messenger RNA from Ilyonectria robusta, 1866 nucleotides. RefSeq names its product general substrate transporter. Gene Ontology annotation, cellular component: membrane. The coding region runs from base 76 to 1545 and encodes 489 amino acids. Gene Ontology annotation, molecular function: carbohydrate:proton symporter activity. Gene Ontology annotation, biological process: transmembrane transport; carbohydrate transport. The record is from RefSeq and is a predicted model, not a curated record. Lineage: Eukaryota; Fungi; Ascomycota; Sordariomycetes; Hypocreales; Nectriaceae. The transcript has 3 exons.
AGACUUUGCACCAUCAAGAUCGCGGCAACUCUCGCAAACUCGAAAGGAACAUAUUCCAUUCGAGAUCUCUGGAUCAUGGCGUUCCGUGUGCCGUUUUACGUGACUGCAAGCAUCCUUACAUCAUGCGUGGCAUUUCUCUUCGGGUUCGACACCGGCAGUGUCGGUUCAGUGACCACCAUGCCCGCCUUUAAAGAGACAUUUGGGGAAUUUUCAGCAACUGUGCAUGGAUUGAUUGUGUCGUCUUCUCUUAUUCCCGGCGCCUUGACAGCCCUCAUUGCUGGGGCCCUUGCUCACCGAUUUGGCCACACCAGCCUCAUUGCCCUUGGUUCCAUCACCUAUGGCAUAGGGGCCGGGAUUGAGUGCGGUUCUCCCAUUCUGGGCGUCUUCGUACUGGGUCGACUUAUAAAGGGUAUCGGUGAGGGUCUGUUUCUCAGCAACGUCUAUGUUCAGGUCUCUGAAAUAUCGCCAUUUCGGGUUCGGGGCAUUAUGACGGCGUUGCCGCAGUUCCUGAUUGUAUCCGGCCUAGCUACCGGAUACUUUGUCUGCUAUGGCACAUCACGUCUCGGAGACUCGACUUCUUCCGUCACAUGGCGAAUACCUCCGGCCAUCGCCUCAUUCCUUGGGCUUGUCCUGUCGACAACCUACUUCGUCACGCCCCCGUCGCCUCGCUGGCUGUUGUCCAGAGGAAGAAUAGAUGAGGCUCGCGUGGUUGUAGCCCAGCUUGGACUGGAUGAAGUUGAGCAAAAAGAGCUCCUUUCGCAGUCCCUGCCGCCAGAUGAAGUCAUGGACCCAGACCUUACUUUCUGGCAAAGCAUUCUACAUACCUUCAAGGAGUUUGCGCAUGCCUUCUCGGCCCCCUACAGAUCUCGGACUGCGUUCGCCUGUUUUAUCAUGGGCAUGCAGCAAUUCAGUGGAAUUGACGGUGUCUUGUACUAUGCUCCUAUCUUGUUCACCCAGGCAGGACUCAGCAGUGAGAAAGCAUCAUUCUUAGCAUCCGGCGUCUCUGCGCUGGUCAUCAUGGGGGCUACUAUUCCUGCGACCCUCUUUGCAGACCAAUGGGGCCGUCGUACCUCGGGGAUCUUGGGUGGAAUACUAAUCACAGGAUUGAUGCUGGUGAUGGGCUCGCUCUACGCUGCAGACAAAGUCCACCCAGAUCAUGGAGCUGGAAGAUGGAUUGUUAUCGUGUCCAUCUAUCUUUUUGCCAUAUCUUUCAGCUUCACUUGGGCUAUUGGAUUCCGAACAUGGGUAGUGGAGAGUAUGCCGAGGAAGACAAGAAGCAGUGCCUCAAGUCUUGCGCAGUGUUCCAACUGGUGCGCAAACUACGUUGUUGCAUUGGUCACUCCAGUCCUUCUCGCCAAGUCUACCUUCGGGGCGUAUUACUUGUUCGCCUUCUCCAGCCUUGCCUGCACGCUCUCAGUCUGCUUUUUCAUGUUUGAGACAAAGGGGCUUAGUCUUGAGGCAAUCGAGAAGAGGUAUGAAGAGAGAAAGGGGAGCUCAAAUGGCCAAGAGUCUGGAGACUUGAAAAUGGGACUCGGAUGUGCCUAAAAAUAGAAGGGUUCCAGGCGAAUCACAAUGCACGCCUGACGGUCGGCACACAACAUUUAAUAGCGACAAUCAAGGUUUGGCCGAAUGGAAUUGAGUAUUAGAAAGUACUGCGGCGGAAGAUUUAGGGGAUUAGUCGUUCGGGCGGUGGCGUGAUGCACAUUGAUUAGCGGGUGGAAUGAGCCGGCGAUGCGGUUGACGUUCGCGGCCGUCUGCGGAUUUUCGGUCCCGGAAAAGUGAGAAAUGUCCGGAUUCCGACCGGGUCGCUCACCUCACGUCAUCUUUUUCGCGUUACAACAGCGCAAUAAGAAUAUAUAAAUAGAG